Vollenhovia emeryi is the source of this 11687-nucleotide messenger RNA. RefSeq lists its product as uncharacterized. Gene Ontology annotation, biological process: microtubule anchoring. The record is from RefSeq and is a predicted model, not a curated record. The transcript has 8 exons. Gene Ontology annotation, cellular component: ciliary basal body; centriole; axonemal microtubule. The coding region runs from base 860 to 11581 and encodes 3573 amino acids. Gene Ontology annotation, molecular function: microtubule binding. NCBI's taxonomy places the organism in Eukaryota, Metazoa, Arthropoda, Insecta, Hymenoptera, Formicidae.
UAGCGGCGUGUUCACGGGUCACGCAUUCUAACACGCGUUGCCGGUCGUGAACAAUACGCGAAUACGUCCCACGUCGCGGCCAGAAGCGUGUGGGACACACGGAGGAUGGGUGGCAACGUCCCACGCCGAACGAAUCGGCCACGUACGGGCGAAUGUGCAGAGGCUCCGCCACAUCGCGGAAAGUAGGGGUGCCGCGGUGUUCCCCAGGCAUAAAAGAUCCAUGGUUGGUAUAUGUCAGUGUCAGUGACGGGAGAGAGAGAGGAACGGAGAGGAAACGGUGGAGAACCGUGUGGUCACCUAGACCAGCGGCGGUGAGUAACCGCCGAUGCCACAUCGACUCGCAAUAUCGGACCGAGAACAUCGGUUCGCAUCUCUCACAAUCACGGAUUUUCGAGCCGGCGUAGUCCCCGAGUGAUCCGAGAAUUUCGGGGCUCGCGACGAGCGAGCGAGAGGAAGCACGCGCAAAACUCGUGCACGUAUCUGACGCGGGCGAGAAAGUCUCGAGGAUCAUACAGAAGAAACGAGUUUGUAAACGAGGCCGGUCACAGCCGAGCUUCAGUUCGUCUCGGAGACUCGAUGAGUGGCGCGAGCGCGUGCGAGCGAGCGGUGUAACGUAGUUAAGACCGAGUGCCGAUGAUAAACGGUUGUGUGCCGGCGAUAAGCGGGGGCUUUUUUACAUUUAGAAUCUAAUCGGCGGCGAAGUUACAGUGAUUGAAAAGUUAACGCAGUCGGUAGUGCGCGUUUUAAAGACUUUCUCGGUUUUUAUCGCGUUUGUAACGAUCACGAGUCGUUCGUGUGACAAAUUAUUGAGAUCGAAAGAAAUUGGUCGGGCAGUGGAAGCGACCGAAAGCGCGUAGCAAUGACUAUUCACAAGAAAGGCACGGUGUCCAAGAUGAAGAAUGCGGGAGCCGUGAAGAACGAGGUGGCGACGACCUCGACGUCCUCGGAUGUGGCGACAGCGGAGACGGUCGAGGUUGUAUCUGCGACCAGCGUCGUGGAGGAGUCGAAUCAGGUGAAGGAGAGCGAAUCCAGAAGUAGCACGGUGGAGGUCACGAGCGCCAGUCGCGAGGUCAUCAUGGAUUCCAGAGGUAACGUUAUCAAAGUUAUCGAGACACCUCCGCAGACUGUCCAGCGGAGCUCGUCGAGCCGAAAGACCGGGAAAAGUUCUCAAGAUUUUAUAGCCGGGGAGCAGGUGCAAUCGAUUAAGCAAGCGAAGACGACGCGCGAGACUCCGCGCGAGCACGCGACAUCUCUUUCGGAAAGUCGGACGAUUCAAGGAGGAACGACUGAACGAGCCAGCCAGUCUGUGCAGAUGCAAAGUCAAAGCGCAUCAAUGGCUGAGCAGUCGAGCUCCUCCAGCAUCUUGGUCGAGAGUUCAUCGACGUGCGAGGAUCACAGCGGACACCGCUCCACCGUUGCGGUUUCUCACGACAGUAAGAAUGGAGCUCACGUUCCCGUAAUUCAGACAUCAUUAAGAUCGACCGAGAGUACUCACGUAAGUAGCGAAACGAGCGAAGCCGUAACGAAGGAUGGCCAGACCAAGUCGAGCACAACGAGAAUACGCGAGACGGGAGGAAGAAUCGACGACAACGGCAGAACGAUGUCCACGUCGAGCCGGGAAGUUGACAGCGAGCGUACGAUCACGCCUUCCAAUGUGGUUGUCAUUAAAAAUACCGAUGAUAUCAACAGGACUGGUGAUAAGAGUACGCGCCGCGAUUCGAAAGCGGAGCAUUCGAACAUCGAGAUAUCGACGCGCUGCAACAAGCCCGGCCAGUCCACGUGGGACGGCACGUUCGUCUAUGAGAAACCCGUCGCUUCUAAGGGUAAAAGGAUUCACGGUGACGCGAGGGACAGUGAAACGAGCGUUAAAGUCACUCAAGAGGCCUCUUCGGCCGAGGUUAUCGAUCAGAUCGUAUCUUCGAGUUCAAGCGUGACUCGAGAUUCAAAAACGAUAGUCGACGGAGGUCAACGGUCCGCGACUCGUCUUCGUGAUAUCACGUUGGAGAAAGCCGCCACGGACGCGACGGAUUUUGCCGGUGAAAAAUAUCCGAAGGGGCCGGUCCGUCAUUCGAAACCCGGCGACUCGGAUGGUAUAUAUGAGAAGGAGUCAUCCGAGACUGUGCGCGUCGUAAAAGGUGCCGCGGACAGCACCAGAUUUAUUUCCGAAGAGCAACGUGAUGUAAGGAGAGAGAGCACGAUCCAUGUCGAUGGCACGUCGUCGAGCAAGGAAGAGCACCCUGCUCGCGUAUCCAGCCCGUCGCAGCGAAGACUCGGUAGACUCGGCGAUUCCGCGUGGAACGGCGAAUUUAUUUACGAAAAAUCGCAAGACGACGUGAAGAAACAUCCCUCGGACGUCACCGUUGUCCGCAGAACGGAGAAGCAUCACGAUUCCGUCGAUGUUGAAGAUGUCAGCGAAGAACAGAACGUUUCGAGCGUCUCUGAGUCGGUCUCCGCAUCUUACAUCGUCGAAUACGCCAUUUCCAGCGACAAGACAAAUGUCGAGAAGGUCACGUCGGUAUCCGAGGCGAUCUUGGAGGAAGAUGGCCCAGAAGAUAAAAUCGCGCGCAGUCCCAGGAGUCCGGAAAGACAACCGAAACUAGACACGACCUCGCGCUGUUACAAGCCUGGCCAGUCUGCCUGGGACGGCACGUUUGUUCAUGAGCGACCGGUAGCACCCGACAGUGGUCGAAGACCGAACAGACGUACGGUAAAAACAGUCGAUAUCCGAGAUGUUUCAGACGACAAUUCGAUCAACGAGGCGGACAUCAUAAACACCACUUACAUCGUUGAACAUUCAUCGAGUCAGCAGAGUUUCUCGGAUGUCAGGGACGCCAGCGUCACGUCCACAAUGUACGAGACAGUCGUUCGCGAGGGGCAGCCUGUUGAAACAACGAUUAGAUUUGAUGGAGAUACAUCGCGAAGUAAAGUUCCAACAACGGGACGUCGGACUAGUCCGUCUCCACGACCUACAAGCCCGGAGAAGACACCGAACGACAGAGACCUACGGAGUACCAAACCCGGAUCAUCGACAUGGGACGGAACUUUCGUGCAGGAAAAGAAGCGACCACCUAGUCGAGAAUCCAUUGAUAGCAGACUACCGGACAAGCCUCGACCGGCUGACAGCAAAAAGACGACACUCGUGGAUACGUCGAAGAAACACGUUAACGAGACCGCUAUCGAUCUCCGAGAUGUCACGCGGGAUGUAUCUAGCACGUCAGAGAUCGUGGAAAGUUCCGUCGUUGUGGAGCAAUCGAGGACGCACGAAAGUUACACGGAUUCCUCCAGUCUCGAUUUCUCGACGGCUUCCGUCGAAACUGUCAUUAUUCGCGACGGUCAGCCGGUAACUACGCAAAAAACAGUGACUAUUCAAGAAGGCCCUCGUAGCCCCGUGAAGAGCCUGCCUGGCAGUGACGUAAUAACUACUACCGACGUUAAAGAGACCACUGUUAAAAGCCUCGAGAAGAAGGAGUCUCGCGCGGACGAUAGAAGUUACCGACCUCUGAAGCCGGGCUCGUCGACGUGGGACGGAUCGUUCGUGUACGAGAAACCAGAGGAGAAGAGACCGAGCGAUAGGAAGCCACCGAAAGUUAUAUUUGGAACCGUGGACAAACCAAGUCCAAUUAAAGAAAAACCGACCGGCACUGUUGAUCACAGAACAGUUACAAUAUUGGACACGUCGAAGGACGUAACGAGCGCUGCCGAUUUUUCCACGAGCUCUGUUACAAUUGAACGAACAACCGACUCGGAGACACGCGAUUCUUCAAAUAUAUCGAAAAUUUUCAUCAAAGAAAGCGCAGGAGGUAAAGUAUGUGAAAUCGAUUAUGAGAAGCCGAGCCAGCUUUUCGACGGAAAACCUACGCCAUCGCCUCGACAACGUCCGGAAGACGUUAAGGAGCCAAAACGCGAAAAGCCGCAAAAGGGUCCGGUGGACAGAACACAUCGACCAUCGAAGCCAGGCUCUUCCACCUGGGACGGAUCGUUCGUCUAUGAGAAACCAGAAGAGAAAAGACCAGGAGAUCGAAAGAUGCCAAAAGAUACAUCUGGAACUGUAGAUAAGCCAAGUCCGAUUAAAGAGAAACCGAUUGACAUUGCUGAUCACAAAACAUCUAUUACGAUACUGAACACAUCGAAGGAUAUAUCGAGUUCUGCCGAUUACGCUACGAGCUCCGUCACGGUCGAGCAAACGUACGUCGCCGAUUCGAAGAUACGUGACUCGUCAAAUAUAUCCAAAAUUUUCAUUAAAGACAGUUCGGGGGAUAAAGUAUAUCCAAUCGAUUAUGAGAGACCGAGACAGUUCUCCGACGAAAGGCCUAAACCGUCGCCUCGACAACGUCCGGAAGAUACUGUGGAACCUAAAGACGAAAAGCCGCAAAAGAGUCCGGUGGACAGAACGCACCGACCGUCGAAGCCGGGAGCCUCCACCUGGGACGGUUCUUUCGUGUACGAAAAACCGCAGGAUUCGCGAAAGAAACCGACAGACGAUGAACCAACCAAGGUACCGAAGAAACCGGCAGACCAACGAAAACCGAUUGAAGAAGGACACAGACCGGUGGUUCAGAAAGAAAAACCAAUACAGACUCCGAUUUCGCGAAAGCCAACGGACAAGGGAACGCAGAGGGACGUAACCGAGAUCAAAUAUGUCGAAGAUGUCGCGGAUAUCACACGAGCGGAUAUCACGCGUACAUCCGAGAUGCUUCAGCAAUCCUCUUAUGUAAGCGACCAGUCUUCGAGAUUCACUUCUGUGCAAGACGUGCACGAUGUUAAGGACGAGCGUGUCAUCACUGAAUUUACGACGGACACGCGCAAGGAUGUGAGAGAUGUUACCGAGUCAACGAAGAAAUUUAUCGACAAAGAGCAGGUGACUAGCAUGGUAGCGCGGGAUGUCGUUGACGACACCCGAUUCGAUACCAUCACCAGCCCAGCAUCCCGAUCUCCAGCGGAUUCCACGAGGAAACCAUCGCCGGAGCGGCCCGGUUAUCCUCGUGGAAUACCUGGACUCAGGAAGGACGAUCGAACGAAACCGAUUCCAGCCGCUGGAAAACCCAGUAGACCUUUGCAGCGCGAAAGAAGUCCUCAGCAGCCAGCAGAACAUGGCAGACCUUCCGAAGUCCGGCCAAAGUCACCUGAAAAGUCUCGAGAUUAUACAUCACCGACUAGGAAACCGCAGCCAGCGGCUGGCAAGCCGAGCCGACCCGAAGAAAGACCUACAGCACCUAGAAAACCUGAUAAAGAAUCUGGACCCACGAAACCGACAGAGAAAAGGCCGGCUGCGGAACCUAAAUCUAGUCGAUUCCCUGAGAAGUUUGAAAAACCGAAGAGAUCGGAACAGGACAAGCCUAAACGAGGGGGUCAAAGUCCAGAUUCUCUCGAAGAGGAUGUAGUCUAUCCUAGAUCAGAGCCUGAUAUAUUGUCCAAAAUUCCUUUGAAGGAACAGUGCAUUUGCGAGCUAUGUACUUGUGGACGUCAUCGUUGCCCGCACAAUUUUCCACAAGAACACUUGGAAUUUUCUCAUGGAGAGUCGGUGCAUGCUGUGACUUCCUAUCGUCAGGAUUACGACGAGAAACGCGUGGAGAAACAAAUGAAAUAUCAUCAUGAAGAUCAAUUACGUACGGAGGGUGAAUUUAUCGGGCAGAGACGUACCGAUUAUGUGGCUACUAAGGGCGAGAGAGCGCCGGUCAGGAAACCGCAAGAUCAUCUCAAGCCAGAGGGUGAAUUUGUCAAAAGACCAAAGGAAGAGGCGCCUACAAGGGGUGAAAGGGCACCCGUGAAGAAGCCACAGGACAAUCUUAGACCGGAGGGCGAGUUUAUUGGCAAGCCUCGAGAGGAAGCUCCAAAGUAUGGCGAACGAGCGCCGAUCACGAAACCGCGGGAUAACUUGAAAUUUGAAGGAGAUUUUGACACAACAACAACGACGGAGCUGGUUUUCAUCGGCACUCCUGGCGAACGACCGGUCCCGAUACGUCGUAAUACUUAUACGAAGCUAGAAGGUGAUUUCACUGAUGAAACGACAACGCGAUCGCAAUACAUUGACCAUCGCAGCAUCCAACGCGCUGAGAUCAUUAAACGAACGGAUAAUCUCACCGUGGGAGAGGGUGAAUUCACGGGUACCUCUCAUAUCAAGGAAGAUUUUCAGACUCAUGUUAUCGAGCGUGAACCUCAGUGGCGACCAAAAUAUCCUGAAGAUACCGAUCGAUUUUAUAGUAAAACAGAUAUCACUGACAGUACUACGACCACUCAGGAACAAUUUCGAACUUUUGAUCAGGCAGAUUAUAAAAGUACUACAGUUAUUAGGAGAGCUGACAAUCUGAGGCCUGAAGGACCCUUCGAAGCAUCGCCUCACACAAAGGAUGACUAUAUUAUACCGAAACUGUUGCCAAGGCCAGAACCACAAAAGCCUAAAGACAAUUUAAAACCUGAAGGGCCAUUCGAAGGACGACCUAAAGAUGAUUAUUCACCUAAACGCGGCGAACGUUAUGAAGUGAAACGGCCAGAAGAUAACUUACGUCCUGAAGGACCAUUCGAGGGACGACCUAAAGAUGAUUAUAAGCCUAAGCGCGGUGAACGGCCUGAAGUAAAACGGCCAGAAGAUAACUUACGUCCUGAAGGACAAUUCGAAGGACGACCUAGAGAUGAUUAUCGGCCAACCAGAGGAGAAAGAGCUGACGUUAAAAGACCGCAGGAUAAUUUGAAACCAGAAGGACCGUUCCAAGGACGUCCUAAAGAUGAUUUUACUCCGAAGACAGCGGAACGUCCUGAAGUAAAGCGGCCGAAAGAUAAUCUACGACCUGAAGGUGAUUUUGCAGAUCGUCCAAAAGGUCAAUAUACCCCCGGCGAGAAACGCAGCCCAAUCAGACAUCCGGACAACUUGCAUCCUGAAGGCGAUUUUGAAAGACCUGUGCCGAUACCUUACGGCCCUGGUGACAGAGCAUCUAUAGUUCGCCAUCCAGAUAAUCUGUUUCCAAUAGGAGAAUUUCCAGAUAGAGAAGUUGAACCAUUCAGACCUGCCGAACGUAGAACGCCUAUUAAACAUGACGAUAAUCUUCGUCCAGAAGGUGAUUUCACAGGAAGGCCUAAGGACGAUUACAGACCAACCAAAGGAGAACGUGCCGAUGUUAAACGCCCUGAAGACAACUUACGGCCAGGGGGCCCGUUCCAGGGACGUCCGAAAGAUGAUUACUCGCCGAAGCGUGCCGAACGUCCUGAAGUAAAACGCCCAGAAGACAAUCUACGUCCCGAAGGUGACUUUGAAAGACCAGAGAAGGCACCUAUUGGUCCAGCGGAAAGACGCACUCCAAUUAAACAUGCGGAUAAUCUCAGACCCGAAGGUGAAUUUGUGCGACCUCGUCACGACGGUUAUCGUCCGGCAGAAAAACCAGAAGUCAAAAAGCCGGUGGAUAAUUUGAGGCCCGAAGGUGAGUUUGAGAGACCACGUCCUGGAAAAUACGCUCCGGCCGAAAAACGAACGCCGGUGAAACAUCCAGACAAUCUCAAGCCAGAAGGUGAAUUUAUUGGUAAACCUAAAGAUGAUUUCACGCCUACUAAAGGCAUUCGCGCAGAUGUUAAAAGACCAGAAGAUAACUUGCGGCCAGAAGGACCUUUCGAAGGUCGACCAAAAGAUGAUUAUCGACCGGUGCGUGGAGAACGUAUGGACGUUGUUAAACGCACGGACAAUUUGCGUAUGGAAGGAGAUAUACAAACAUAUAGAUCCAGAGACGAAUAUACCGAUUUCUUAAUACGUGAAAGAGCUGAAAUUACUAAAUAUGAGGAUAAUUUACGUAUGGAAGAUGAAUUCAUUGAUGUAAGAACACGAGAUGAUUUUAAAGUCGUUAAAGGCGAACGAAUGGAUGUCGUUAAACACCGCGACAAUUUAAGACCAGAAGGUCCGUUCGAAGGCCGCCCGAAGGACGAUUAUUCGCCUAAAAAAGCAGAGAGGCCUGAAAUUAAAAAACCGGAAGAUAAUUUGAGACCGGAAGGUGAUUUUGUACGUUGGCCUAAGGAAGAAGCGCCUAAAACGGGUGAGAGAGCUCACGUGAAAAAACCGAGAGACAACUUACGACCGGAAGGUGAUUUCGAAAGGCCAGAGAAAAAACCUAUCGGUCCAGCUGAGAGGCGUACUCCGAUUAAACACUCAGAUAAUGGUGACUUUGAAAGACCAGAGAAGAAACCAAUUGGUCCAGCAGAAAGACGAACUCCGAUAAAGCAUGCGGACAACUUGAAGCCGGAAGGUGAAUUCGCACGUAAACCUAAGGAAGAAGCUCCAAGAAGAGGAGAUAGAGCGGAUGUUAAAAGACCUACGGAUAAUCUUAAGCCUGAAGGAGAGUUUGAGAGACCUGAGAAAGCUCCGAUUCGACCGGCGGAGAAACGAGUGCCUAUCAAACAUCCUGAUAAUUUACGGCCUGAGGGUGAGUUUGAGAAACGUCCGAAAGAAAAGACACCGAUCAAAGGUGAAAGAGCGGAUGUUACCAGACCGAAAGAUAACUUGCGACCGGAAGGUGAAUUUGAGCGACCUCAGAAAUCACCGAUCGGACCAGCGGAACGACGUACGCCGAUUCGGCACGAAGAUAACUUACAUCCGGAGGGUGAAUUCGUUGGUCGACCGAAAGAUGAUUUUAUUCCCAAGCGCGCCGAUCGACCAAUUCAAAAGAAGCCUAAAGAUAAUUUGAAGCCUGAAGGAGAAUUUGUAGGAAGACCCAAGGAUGACUACAAACCGACUAAAGGAGAGAGAACUGAAAUCGUGGUGCAUCGAGACAAUUUGAAGAUGGAAGGCGAUAUAGAUGUUUAUCGUUCUCGAGAUGAUUACGUGACCACGUCUAAACGCGAGCGUGUGGAUAUCGUUCAUCACGAGGAUAAUCUGAAAAUUGAGGGCGAAUUCGUUGAUAUUCGUCGCCGAGACGAUUAUCGAGCUACUCGUGGUGAACGCAGUGACAUUAUCAGGCGUGAAGACAAUCUUUAUCCCGAGGGUGAUUUUGAACGGCCAGAGAAAGCACCGGUAGGUCCUGCGGAGAGAAGAUCUCCCAUUAAACAUCCUGAUAAUUUGAAGCCAGAAGGCGACUUCGUACAACGACCGAAGGAAACCGCGCCUAUUAAGGGUGACCGAGCAGUCGUCAAGAAACCGAAAGAUAACUUGAAGCCCGAAGGUGAAUUCGAGAGACCAGCGAAAUCACCUAUUGGUCCCGGCGAACGACGAUCGCCUAUCAAGCACCCCGAUAAUCUUCAUCCGGAGGGAGAAUUCAUAGGUAGACCGAAGAAAGACACGCCACUGAAGGGCGACCGAGCGGAUGUGAAGAAACCGAAGGAUAAUCUUCAUCCCGAAGGAGAAUUUGCGAAACGUUCUCCGAAGAAAGUGGGACCGGCCGAGCGAAGAACUCCGAUCAAGCACGAGGAUAACCUACAUCCCGAAGGAGAUUUUUACAUGGUGCCUAAGGAUGACUUUACUCCGAAGAGAGGAGAUCGAUCGCCGGUUAAGAAACCUCAGGACAACCUUCGUCCCGAAGGUAAAAUGGAAGUGUCUCCAAAGGACGAUUAUAAAUAUGUAAAUGGAGAACGCGUAGAUGUACGUCGGCACGAGGAUCACCUACGCAUGGAGGGACAAAUGGACAUUCACCGUUCGAGAGAUGACUAUAAGAAAAUCACGAGAGUGGAGAAAGUGGAUGUUAAGAGACACGAAGAUAAUCUCAGAAUGGAAGGCGAAUUUAUAGACGUGCGUCGUAAAGAUGAUUACGUCCACGUGGUUGGUGAACGCGUACCGAUUAAAAGGCAUCCGGAUAAUCUACGUCCAGAAGGAGAUUUCGACAGACCUCAGAAGACUGUGAUCGGUCUCGCGGAGAAAAGAUCGCCGAUCAAGCACCCGGAUAAUCUGAAGCCAGAAGGAGAUUUCCAACGUAGAACUCCAGAGAAGAUUGGUCCCGGUGAACGACGGUCACCGAUUCGUCACGCCGAUAACUUGAAACCGGAAGGUGACUUUAUCGGGCGUCCACGCGAUGACUUUACUCCCAAGAGAGCAGAAAGAGCUGAAGUCGUGAAAAGAGAAGACAAUCUUAAGAUGACGGGCGGUUUCGAGGGCACAACAUCUCACAAAUCGACCUAUACAGUGGUUCGUGGCGAGCGAGCGGACAUUAAGUCGCACGAAGAUAAUUUAAAAAUCAGUACUGGCACUAUGGAAACAAAAACGACUAGCAGAGAUACUUAUACACCUUCUAAAUAUGAGCCUUCUCCCGCUGGCAAACCGGUAAAUCGUCGAAGGCAUAUGGAAUCGUCUAUCUCGCUCGGUGAUGAUACCACUAUGAUGACCACGACGAAUCAACGUAACUACAAUACUUACACGAGGCGUACAGGAAAGGAUGUCGCUGCUAAGAUGAGCCAAAUGGAAUCCGACACUAGAAAAACCAUGGAAUCGCAAACUUUGGCAGAUGGAGCUGUUGUUACGACCGUAAGACGUACAACAGCUUCCGCUCAGUCCGAUCAGAGAGCCGCUCAAUCUGUCGCUCAUCAUCAACAAACACAAUAUGUUACGGACCGUCGUGCCGCCCAACCGAAUGAUGUUUCGCCAUCUGGACUACAACCUGUGGAUUCACGAAGAACCACCUCUCAAUUAGUCUCUAAUCAGCAUCAUGAACAGAGAACUCAUUUGAACGAACAACAUUUCCGCUCGCAAAAUAUGCAGAGUCGUCGAACAAUUGAGGAUAGAUCGUUCACAGAAGGACUCAAUCGAGGGCAAAUCGUGCGAGGAGAAGAUACAUCUCGUUACGCGAUUGACGCCACACACGGCGAUCUCCAUAGACAGCAGCAGCAACAGCAACAGCAGCACUACGCUCAUCAUCAGGAAAUGACCAAGCGCGAUUACGUGAACGCGCAACAUAUGGAAAGUCGACAGAGAUCUGCGACAAAGCAGCAUGAGCAGCACACACUCUCCAGUCAGGCGCGAUAUAAUUCGAACAGUCCGGAAUUCCGGCAGUCAAUCAACGGACAAAACGUGGAACGAUCACAGGUGGACUCAGCCACGAAAUUCGGUCAUCACCGCAAGAACGUGAUAUCUUCUUCAUCGGCGGAUGUCAACAACGCGGUACUUCAUCGCCGCGGCGCCGCUUCUUCCACCGAGGCACUUCACACGAUCUCGUCGACGGCGGCGGACCAGCGCAAAAGCAUUUCAAACCUGGCUGAGAGCGGACAAUACAUUAGUAAUUCGACCCAGAGCAAUGACAGACGCAGCUUCACUUCGCUGCAUCGAACUUCUAAAGAAGUGAAUCCUUGGGCCUCUUCCAGCUACGAACGCCCGCAACGAAUCGUUCGGCAGGAUAAUCUCACCGUCGGCGGCAAGUUCUACUCACAGAGCGAGGCGAAGAACUAUGGCAAUUUCUCGCAGAGUACUCAGAAAGUAGAAAGGGUUCAGAGGCAAUCGAACGCAUCUCACAUUAAUUUGGGCGAUGGUAGUACUGUCAGUUCUAGCAUGUAUAAAAGAGAAUACGUUCCUAGGCACGGGGGACCGUGUCCAGCUGCUCUUCUGGAAGCCAAACAGGCGCCUUUCAAACACACCAGAGAUACGCAGAAGCACAAGUUUUACAUGCCUGUCGUGUCCAACUAAGCUGGCCUAUCAAAUAUGAUGUUUUAUUCACUCUUUUCAGCAGUUAUGCUGAAUGAUAUUGUAGCGUUGAAAUCCAAAUUUCGCACUGCAAAGUUAAUUACAACUA